CGCGAAGUGGCGACGUUCUUGCCCCAAUGGCAACAUAGUUUUCUUCAAUCAGCUAGCCGAUCCAACCUGCUUGUCGUCAAGAGUCGACUAUUAUGGCACUAGCUCUCACAAGGACAGGCGCAGAUCUGUCGGUGGCUAUCACGCUCGUCCACGGUGCCAUCCAUGCAGGAGACGCGUGUCGGCGCCUACUAGUACUUUUAUCCCACUUUAGUACGCCUCAGAGCAUACACGCGAAUGAAGCAGACUCAAGGCCACGAAUCGCCCGCUUCGAUCAUGGCCGGCUUGGUCUACCGUCUAUUGCGGAAUACAUGUCGGAUGGAUAUCACUAUGACUUACUUACGAAGUCGAGGAUCGCCGUCAUCGUGCCGUACACUAGCUGGACCUUCAAAUGAGAUUGAAGCAGCGGCUCGCGACCGGAUUAGUCUUGGAGUGGUUCUUUUUUUGAAGGACCGGCCAUGCCGAUUCUAUGAGAGCUUCUCGAUGCUUCUCGUGCCCGGUGUUCAGUCAGGGAUAUUACAUUCGUCAGCCUCGAGCUCUACCCAUGGAGUCCCAGCAUCGCGCUGUGUCACUGAACUGUAGGAGCUUGCCGCAUACCUAGACAAUAGUUUAAUGAGUGCUGUCCUCCAGCAUCAGCAUCAGAUU
This is a messenger RNA of Laetiporus sulphureus 93-53, 642 nucleotides long. RefSeq lists its product as uncharacterized. The record is from RefSeq and is a predicted model, not a curated record. NCBI's taxonomy places the organism in Eukaryota, Fungi, Basidiomycota, Agaricomycetes, Polyporales, Laetiporaceae. The transcript is spliced from 3 exons. Bases 93 to 392 code for a protein of 99 amino acids.